AUGACCCAAAAAUUCCUCAAAUGCCGCACUUCCCGUUCCUAUCCCCCCCGCAUCCGCAUCGUCAGCUGCGCGUNAUCGAGGACUCGAAGAAGGCGCCCAACCCCGACGAAGCCCUUGCCGCCCGACGUGGACCAGUUUGCGAACCUUGCCGAAGCCGUGAUCCAGAAGCAAAGCCCGGCGGUGCCGUGCCCCCACUGCCCGGGAGACGUGGCCAAGCCUCCCUCCGUACUGUGGCAGUCCGUCUUCCGCGCCUAUCCGAGCCUGCCGCCGGCCGAGUCGAAAGAGGCCUGGGAGAGUCAUCACCACAGCUUGUGCCCAGGCCAACUGGGAGAAAACCAGGGCAAGCACUUUGCCCUGCUCAACCUGCUCAUCAUGUACCGGGAGGUGGGCUACCACACCGUCGCGAUGAUGCUGCGCAUUCUGGCCCAGAAGGCGAAGCAUCAGCAGGAAGCCAAGCCUGACGCCGUAUUUCCCUUUGAUUUCUUCACGACCGACUCCGAGGAGGUUCCGUUGCCGCCGCAGCGCGUUUACAACGCUGAAGCCGGCCAGUUCACUGAGCCCACCGCCGCGGACCUCGAGCACCAGCACAACAUGCAGCGCCAGAUCUGCGACCUCAUGCAAAACCUCUUUCCCGACCUGACCUGGAGCGCCUAUCAGCGCCUCCAGGCUCGCAUAGCUAUGAACGCGCAACAGUGUGCGGUGCCCAGCGUGCCUAGGGAGAUUGCUACUUUUCUCGCUCGUUGCUUCCCCACCGAGGAUCUGGGUUUCGAUCUCAAGACAGGCACAGGGGGUGGCCAUGUACGCGGUGGCGUGCUCCGUCAACCACUCUUGCGUGCCCAACGCGUACCAUGCCGAGAGCGAGAUCGACAACUCGAUCACCCUCAGGUAAGUGGACACCCACAGCCAACUGAGUGUUCUCUGGGCAAUUAA
Molecule: messenger RNA, 930 nt
Organism: Acanthamoeba castellanii str. Neff
Lineage: Eukaryota; Discosea; Longamoebia; Acanthamoebidae
Exons: 8
Coding region: 1-930 (309 amino acids)
Source: RefSeq, a predicted model, not a curated record